Messenger RNA from Stomoxys calcitrans (stable fly), 1116 nucleotides. RefSeq lists its product as uncharacterized. Lineage: Eukaryota; Metazoa; Arthropoda; Insecta; Diptera; Muscidae. The record is from RefSeq and is a predicted model, not a curated record. The coding region runs from base 1 to 1116 and encodes 371 amino acids. The transcript has 2 exons.
AUGGCCCGAGGGCCGGCCAGGUCUGGCGCUCGUUUCAAGAGCAAGACUAACGUUCUUAAGCGCCCCAAACCAAUGUUUACGUUUGGGGGUACUACUGGUUCUGACCGAGCCACCACUACGUGCCGAAACAGAUACGGCAUUUUAUCCACUCCAGAUGACAUGGAAGUGGCCAUCGAGUCAAACAUUGUAGACGAGGAAAGGGUACCAAAACCCCCUCCAAUUGUCGCUGACGCUUCAGUCCCCUUACGAGAGAUUCAACAUUUAUUGGGAAACGAUUGUGUUUUCAAACAGAGUGACAUAGAAUUCCAUUCCUUCAAUUCAAGGGAAAAUCGUUCAUACACUGUGUUUCUUCACGGUUUGCCAAAAAUGCCAACGUCUGAAAUCAUUGAAGACCUUAAAGACUACAACCUCACUCCAACCUCUGUGACAGAGAUAAAUACGAAGUAUAGCUCAGUAGACGACGCCGUUUACAAAGUACAGUUUGUACGAAAGAAUUUCAACCCAGCGCAUUUACAAAACAUUUACGCAAUUAGAAAUGUUGUUGUAUCGUGGAGAAAACAAAAACCAAAACAAAAGAAUAAACCAACGCAGUGCUGGAACUGCCUAAUGUAUGGCCACGGAGGGGAGCACUGCAACAGACGUUCGGCAUGCAUGAUUUGUGCGAACAAUCAUCCCACCGACAACUGUCCGUUCAAAAAGAACGACAAGAGACCUGCAGCAUUCUCUUGCUUUAAUUGCAAAAAGUACGGAAAUGAGAGAACCGAUCAUUCCGCCAAUGACAUCAAUUGCCCACACCGUGCUCAUUAUUUAGAGAUCAGAGAGAGAGCUACAAAUUUUCGUAAGAGAAAAUCACCACCGCCUCGUAGAACUGCGCACGUCCCAGAGCAGCAAACUACCACCAGCAGAAACCCGUCUAAUAACUUUAAUAGUCUUCGCAAUGAACGAAGCUCUUACGCAGCACAUUUAAGAGAUAACAAUCAAAAUGAUCUCUUUUCUAUCGAUGAGUUGUUUGAUAUAUUCAACUCAGCUCUUAGUGAGCUUAGUCAAUGCACUAACAAGGUGCAGCAAAUGUAUGUAGUAAUGUCCAUGGUAAAACACGCUUAUGACAUUAAAUAA